AACCCUAGAGCCUGCUUCUUCUAGACCCUUCUCUUUCCUUCUUAAAGAACAAUAGCUCUUAUCUGCUGUAGCUCUGGCUCCGUUCUCGUCCAUCUCUCUCUCUCUCUCGUGUGCAUUAACAGCUUCUCCAGAUCACAAUCAUAAGCGCUUCUUCAUUUCUUGCAUAAUCUAGAAAGCCAAUGUACCGCUUCGCCGCAAACCUUGCCUCCAAAGCUCGGGUUGCCAGGAACACCACCCAGCAGAUUGGGGGCAGAUUGAACUGGAGCAGAAACUAUGCCGCGAAAGACAUCAGAUUCGGGGUGGAGGCUCGGGGUUUGAUGCUAAAGGGUGUUGAAGAGCUUGCUGAUGCUGUUAAAGUGACUAUGGGCCCGAAGGGUCGCAAUGUAGUGAUUGAACAAAGCUUUGGUGCCCCCAAAGUGACCAAGGAUGGUGUAACUGUUGCAAAGAGCAUUGAGUUCAAGGACAAAGUCAAGAACAUUGGUGCAAGCCUUGUAAAACAGGUUGCUAAUGCAACCAAUGAUGUAGCUGGUGAUGGUACUACAUGUGCUACAGUUCUUACCCGAGCAAUAUUUACCGAAGGUUGCAAAUCAGUUGCUGCUGGGAUGAAUGCUAUGGACUUAAGACGGGGAAUUACUAUGGCAGUUGAUGCUGUAGUAACAAACUUGAAGAGCAGGGCAAGGAUGAUUAGUACAUCUGAAGAAAUAGCCCAGGUGGGGACAAUAUCUGCAAAUGGUGAAAGAGAAAUAGGUGAGCUGAUAGCAAAGGCAAUGGAAAAAGUUGGCAAGGAGGGAGUCAUCACGAUUUCAGAUGGUAAGACACUGUAUAAUGAAUUAGAAGUUGUAGAGGGUAUGAAACUGGAUAGGGGCUACAUAUCCCCAUAUUUCAUCACGAAUGAGAAGAAUCAGAAAUGUGAAUUGGAAGACCCUCUAAUUCUCAUCCAUGAGAAGAAAAUCUCAAGUAUAAAUGCUAUAGUGAAAGUUCUUGAGUUGGCAUUAAAGAGGCAAAGGCCCCUGUUAAUUGUUGCAGAAGAUGUGGAAAGUGAUGCUCUAGCAACUCUUAUUCUCAACAAAAUUCGCGCUGGAAUCAAGGUUUGUGCUGUAAAAGCCCCGGGGUUUGGAGAGAACAGGAAGGCCAAUCUGCAGGAUCUUGCAACUCUUACUGGAGGAGAUGUUAUAACUGAAGAACUUGGUUUGAAUUUGGAGAAUGUGAAUUUGGACAUGCUUGGAUCAUGCAAAAAGGUCACAAUCUCCAAGGAUGACACAGUUAUUCUUGAUGGUGCUGGAGAGAAGAAGGCGAUAGAGGAAAGAUGUGAACAGAUUAGGUCAGCAAUUGAAGUAAGCACUUCUGAUUAUGACAAGGAGAAACUGCAAGAGAGAUUAGCAAAGCUUUCUGGAGGUGUUGCUGUAUUAAAGAUUGGAGGAGCAAGUGAAGCUGAAGUUGGGGAGAAGAAAGACAGAGUGAACGAUGCUCUGAAUGCUACUAAAGCUGCUGUAGAAGAAGGAAUUGUACCAGGUGGUGGUGUUGCUCUUCUUUAUGCAUCAAAAGAGUUGGAUAAGCUGCACACAGCCAAUUUUGAUCAGAAGAUUGGUGUUCAGAUUAUUCAGAAUGCUCUAAAGACACCUGUUCACACAAUUGCCUCCAAUGCUGGAGUUGAGGGGGCUGUUGUCGUCGGCAAACUAUUGGAGCAAGACAACCCUGAUCUUGGAUAUGAUGCUGCCAAAGGUGAAUAUGUAGAUAUGGUAAAGUCUGGAAUUAUCGACCCACUGAAGGUCAUAAGAACUGCUCUGGUUGAUGCAGCAAGUGUCUCGUCGCUGAUGACAACCACCGAAGCAGUUGUAGUCGAACUUCCCAAGGACGAGAAGCCAGUCCCGGGUAUGGGUGGCGGCAUGGGUGACAUGGAUUAUUAAGGAUCCUAGCUGUUUCUGUGCUGAUCCAACCUGACUGACAUUGUGUUUCAGAAAAGAAAUAAACAUCACAAUUUUGGUCCAUCUAGUAAAUCUUUUAUGGAGGGUAGGAUAAAUAUGUUUUGGCCCCAUGAGAGUUCCAUUAUGUUCAAAAGUGAGAUUGUAGGAUACGAACUUGCUCUGUUGUUGAAGGGAGGAUCAGUCUGUAAUUUCUCUGAUGCAUAAUCAGCAAUUGAAAAUCACUUUGUUUCAAUUAUCCUUUCUGCUCUCGAGUAGUUAGUUAGUUCUAUUGUGAUACUGGCUUCUAUUCUAUUUUUAGAUAGAAGGGUCACUCUCAAGUUGUUUGGACCUCAAUAAACUGGCCCAAUCCUUACCCUUUUUGUUUUGUCAUGGUUGAAAUAAUUAUUCUA
Diospyros lotus (date-plum) is the source of this 2314-nucleotide messenger RNA. RefSeq names its product chaperonin CPN60-2, mitochondrial. Lineage: Eukaryota; Viridiplantae; Streptophyta; Magnoliopsida; Ericales; Ebenaceae. The transcript is spliced from 18 exons. Gene Ontology annotation, molecular function: ATP-dependent protein folding chaperone; ATP binding. Bases 180 to 1907 code for a protein of 575 amino acids. The record is from RefSeq and is a predicted model, not a curated record. Gene Ontology annotation, cellular component: mitochondrion; cytosol. Gene Ontology annotation, biological process: protein refolding.